UCGUUGGUGCGUGAGUGGCCGAGUUUUUCCCUCCCGCAUUUCUUGUUUAUGUUGGUGAAAUCACGUGCCAGCCAGAUAAAACGGUCGGGGCUGGAUGCGGCAACUGUGUCAUUGGCUUAAAAAACUUUGUGGAUGUUCUUUCAAACAGUGAGCCGACAGCCAGCAGUCUCGCGCUAUCACCUGUCUAUUGUGACGUCACUUCCUGGUUAGCCUCACCUGACUGCAAGUUUCUUCACGUAUUGACGUAAGAUGAAAUCGUAUGAGAGAGUUUUUCUUGAGGUCACGUGAUAACCGUAUCCUGGUAUACACGGAUGUCCGGGUGGUGGAGGCCAAGAGCUGACAGACAGACCGUCAUGACUGGAGUCAUGACGUCAUCAUGGCUGGGACUAUUGCUGCUGGCAGGUGUGGUCCGUGCUAGCCACAACAUCCAGGUCAGUGGGUGUAACGGUCAAACCAUUCGAGCCAAAUGUCCAGACGGUCAUCAGAUCGCCAUCAAGCGAAUCUUUUUUGGUGUCAAAACUAACUCGGAGUGUGUCAACAGCCCACCCUAUAGGGGUGUCAGUGGCAGAGGCGGGCGCUAUAACGUGAGUACCCCCAGCGACUGUUGCAAACACACGAGCGCCGACUGCAUGAUGGACGAGGACAGCAAGUACUCCAACUACAACAUCAAGUGCUCAGGUCACCAGAAGUGCGACAUCUCCGUGGAGAGGACACGGACCAAGGACCCGUGUCGCUCUAAGAGCUAUACAGACAUCCUCACUAUAGUCUACUCAUGUAUAGCUGUUGAAGAUAUCGCCAUCCUAUGCUCCAACGACAGCAAGCGUGGCAAGGCCCUGUACCUCACCAACAGAGAAUACCCAGACCAGAUCAAAACACCGGCAGAGAGGAUGAACUGUCAGUGUAUGGUGAGGACAACAAACCCAGAGGGUAUCAGCGUCCACACCAUCGAUGUCCUACUGGCCAGUAGACACAGCGGUAUGGAAUGUACCAGAACCCUGAGCAUACAGGACCCCAUGUCCUACCAGAAGACCCUGCAGUGUUCUUCCAUCGGCCUGUAUGGUUUCAAGUCUGUCUACAGCCGCUCAGCUGAGAACGUCACCCUGACCCUAAACGUGCUGCCCGUGGAGGGGCUGGGCUACAUUUUUCUACAAGUCAAACCCAAUGACGCCGAUGGUCUAGUGGAGGUCCUGUGUGGGCAGGCACUAGACAACCUGUUGACCCAGAUCAAGGACGAGGCUGAAGCCAGGGAGUUGGCCAUCCAGACUGAGAAGAACCCAGUGGGGGAGGGGACUGUGAAGAACGAGACAGUGGCGCCAUCUAACAGCACCAACGUCUCAGUGGCGGCCAGCUCACACGCUCUCAACUCGGACCUCGCUGCCAUCAUUGGAGGAAUAGUUGCGGCAGGAUUUUUACUGAUUGCUAUCGUCAUUGUUGCUAUGGCGCUACACUGUAGAAAAAUAGGCAAAGACAAACAGGCGAGGAAGCCCUUAGAACUGUAUCCAGCGGUUAAUUCCGAGCCCCUCGACCUGGCCUCCUACUGUAGAUAUGACUUUGACGAUGACCACCUACCUACUAUCAACAGGUCCCCCAUGAAAAUGGCGGCGCUGACCGACGAGGGAGCCGUGGCCAGCCAGCGCCGGCCCAACGGUUUCACCACGCUGUCCCGGGCAGAGGAGUACCGAGUACAUCGUGACCCCACGCCCAGCCCGCCCCUCCCCUUGGGCAUAUCCACGCCCCCGCCCUCAGUACAGAACCAGCCCCUCUUGUCCCAGAGGUCGUACCGCGAGGUCUACUACCCCGGGGACCUGUCCCUGAGGUUCGUCAAGCCUCUCCACACCUGCACCGACCUUGACCCCUACUACAUGAAGCAGGGGCACACCACUCUGCCCACCAACAGAAAGGCCGUCCUCAUCAGCUCGGGCCCCAAGAGCCCACUCGGCAAACGCAGCAAAAGCGUCACCUUCUCCCAGCCCGUUGCUAUGGUAACGCCGCUGAACGCCGAGUCUGAAGAAUCGAUGGAGAACAAGAACCACGUGACCGAUGACCUGGACGAGCCCAACUACGACAACCUGAACAAACUGACGAUCCCAGACCAGCCGGUUCUGGCCGGUCAGCCGGUUCUGGCCGGUCAGCCGGUUCUAGCCGGUCAGCCGGAGCUGGUCAAGAUCCCGCGCUGGGACUACAAGGACUACAUGGACGACACGCCCGCCAGGCCCAUGUUCACCUUCCAGAACAGUCUAGAAGCCCCGGAGGACCUUCUGGGAUAUCCCGCCCCUCCCCCCGAGUUUAAGGCGUCAUGUGACUCCGAUGAUCUGGCCUACAUGUCUGACUCAUCGGCCUCGUUCUGGUACACGUCCAAGCCAAUCGGCAAGUCCCUGAUGUUGCCCAAACCACAGAACGCGCAGCUCUUUGAGACGGGUGUAUAGCAGGUGACGUGACACACAUGUGUAUAACAGGUCACGUGGCUGACACACAGGUG
Physella acuta is the source of this 2479-nucleotide messenger RNA. RefSeq lists its product as uncharacterized. NCBI's taxonomy places the organism in Eukaryota, Metazoa, Mollusca, Gastropoda, Physidae. The record is from RefSeq and is a predicted model, not a curated record.